This is a messenger RNA of Galeopterus variegatus (Sunda flying lemur), 1023 nucleotides long. Its product is annotated as aldo-keto reductase family 1 member B10. NCBI's taxonomy places the organism in Eukaryota, Metazoa, Chordata, Mammalia, Dermoptera, Cynocephalidae. Gene Ontology annotation, molecular function: aldose reductase (NADPH) activity. The record is from RefSeq and is a predicted model, not a curated record. Gene Ontology annotation, cellular component: mitochondrion; cytosol. The coding region runs from base 73 to 1023 and encodes 316 amino acids. The transcript is spliced from 10 exons.
GCACCAGUGCCAGCUCCCUUAAUAAGACAGAAGACACCUUUCUCCUCUCUCAGAACACUUUCUACACCAACCAUGGCCACCUUCGUGGAGCUUCGUACCAAAGCCAAGAUGCCCAUCGUGGGUCUGGGCACUUGGAAGUCUCCCCCAGGCAGUGUCAAAGAAGCUGUGAAGGUGGCCAUUGAUGCAGGAUAUCGCCACAUUGACUGUGCCUAUGUCUAUAACAAUGAGAGUGAGGUGGGGGAGGCCAUCCAGGAGAAGAUCCAGGAGAAGGCCGUGAAGAGGGAGGAGCUGUUCAUCGUCAGCAAGCUGUGGCCCACCUUCUUUGAGAAGACCCUGGUUAGGAAAGCCUUUCAGAAGACCCUCCAGGAUCUGAAACUGGACUAUCUGGACAUCUAUCUUGUUCACUGGCCAGUGGGAUUUCAGCCUGGAUCUGACUUGUUCCCCACAGACGAUAAAGGCAAGAUCCUUCCCAGCAAAGCAACAUUCUUGGAUGCAUGGGAGGUCAUGGAGGAGCUGGUGGAUGAGGGGCUGGUGAAAGCCCUUGGUGUCUCCAACUUCAACCACUUCCAGAUCGAAAGGCUCUUGAACAAACCUGGCCUGAAACAUAGACCAGUGACUAACCAGAUCGAGUGUCACCCAUACCUCACGCAGGAGAAACUGAUCCAGUACUGCCACUCCAAGGGCAUCACGGUCACGGCCUAUAGCCCCCUGGGCUCCCCGGAUAGACCUUGGGCCAAGCCAGAGGACCCUUCCAUACUGGAGGAUCCCAAGAUUAAAGAAAUAGCUGCAAAACACAAAAAAUCUACAGCCCAGGUUCUGCUCCGGUUUCAGGUUCAGAGGAAUGUGGCUGUGAUCCCCAAGUCUGCGACACGGACACGCAUUGUUGAGAACUUUCAGGUCUUUGACUUUAAACUGAAUGAUGAGGAGAUGGCCACCAUACUCAGCUUCAACAGAAACUGGAGGGUCUGUGCCUUGGGGCAAAGUUCUCAUUUGGAGGAUUAUCCCUUCCAUGCAGAAUAUUGA